This is a messenger RNA of Acanthamoeba castellanii str. Neff, 351 nucleotides long. RefSeq lists its product as uncharacterized. The record is from RefSeq and is a predicted model, not a curated record. Bases 1 to 351 code for a protein of 116 amino acids. NCBI's taxonomy places the organism in Eukaryota, Discosea, Longamoebia, Acanthamoebidae. The transcript is spliced from 2 exons.
AUGCGGCUUGGAAGCGGCCAGCGGAAGUGCUGCAGCACUGCGUGUGGUUCCUCGACGACCCUCGCGACCUCCUCAUCUCGCGCUGCGUUUCGCUUCUCUUCCUCGCCCUGGCCGAUCCCGACUCGUAACUGCCCCCCCCCAAAACGCGUAGCGCCCCAAGUUUCGCCCAAACCAACCAAACAUGUCCAUCAGACAAUGGCGGCGGACUCUACGGACUUGAAUGGACGGCCUCGGCAGCGGGCGAACGGGAGUACAGGAGCGAUUUGCCUCUGGUGCGCGGUGUAUCUUCAUGGAAGCACGUGUUCUGGUUGCGGUGGAAAGUGGAGCGCAAGUACGUUAAACACUGGGUAG